CCGCCUCCACUCUCUUUCACAUUGUUUUGAAUAGAUUAGCUUGUCCCCAGCUAACCGGAGUCGGGAUGGAAGAGGAGCCGGACACCGGGAAUUCUUCCCGGGCGGAGAGGAAAGCGUUGGAAAAAGCCAAAAUAUUGCAACGUGAAAGAGAGAGGAAGGUUUUCACACUGGUUGGACGGGUUCUGAAGAAACCUGAAGCUGAGCGGUCGGAGGAAGAGGCCGCAGCGCUGCUGCUACACAGAGAGGCUGUGGAUGAGCUCUGCAGGAGGCAAAUCCGUAGAAAUGUCCUGAAGAGGAAGCAGGAGGAGGUAUAUGACGCCGCCGAUGAGUUAAAAAGUAAAGUCAAGCAGCUGGCUGCAGCAGUUCAGCAAGCCAAUCACCUGGUGGUUUACACUGGAGCUGGAAUCAGUACGGCAGCCUCCAUCCCAGACUACAGAGGUCCUAAUGGGGUGUGGACGCAGCUGCAGAGGGGCCUAACCAUAGGCUCUUCAGACUUGAGUAAAGCCGAGCCGACCGUCACACACAUGUGUAUCAGGAUGCUGCAUAAGGAGAAGCUUGUGAAACACGUCGUUUCUCAGAACUGUGAUGGGCUUCACCUGCGCAGCGGUCUGCCUAGAGAAGCCCUGUCUGAGCUCCAUGGAAACAUGUUCAUCGAGGUGUGCACUGCCUGUUCUCCUGCGAGGGAGUUUUUGCGUUUAUUUGACGUGACGGAGCGGACGUCGCUGCACCGCCAUGGGACAGGGCGCAGAUGCAGCCACUGUGGCAGUGAGCUGAGAGACACGAUAGUGCACUUUGGGGAACGUGGAACCCUGGAACAACCUCUAAACUGGAAGGGAGCAGCAGAGGCUGCCAAGGAGGCCGACAUCAUACUCUGCUUGGGCUCCAGUCUGAAGGUGCUGAAGAAAUACGCUUGUUUGUGGUCUAUGAACAGACCUGCAAACAAAAGGCCCAAACUCUACAUUGUAAAUCUCCAGUGGACUCCAAAAGAUGACCUGGCUGUGCUGAAGAUUCACGGCAAGUGUGACAAUGUCAUGAGUCUCCUCAUGGAAGAGCUGGGCAUUCAGAUCCCUAAAUACAGCAGAGCAGACGACCCCAUCUUCAAUCUAGCUACGCCUCUUUGCCCAGAGGAGAUCCAAAGCCAUACUCGUGAGGUCCUAGCUGCCGCUGACGGACAGGAGGGCUCCUCAGCCGAGAACGAACAGUCGUCGGAGGAAACCUCAUCCUUGCAGGGUGGCUGGUUCGGUCGAGGCUACAGCAAAGGCAGGAGGAAAAAGAAAAGAGCUGCAUAACUGAGGGAACGUCCUGGAGAUGGUGAAGUGCAGUCAGGUGCUACUAGUGAUUUAUACUCCUGUGCCAAUGAAGAGGACAGACUCCAGCUUUAAUAUGCUGUUGCUACCUGUAUUGAAAUAACUAUACACAUGCAGCAUGUGUAUGAGUGAGGGCAUUUACAGAAAGCUCUUUGCACUGUCAGUUUGUUCUACGUUUAUUCUGUAUUAACAGCGGGAUUUAAAAGUAGCUCCUGUCGUGCGGUGGUUGUAUUUUUAUACGACCUUUUAUUAUGGCAGCUACCAGAUCUGGAUUAAUAAGAGCUACGUUUAACGCACUUCAGCUGCUGUGGAAUUACUAAGCUGGGAAAUUACUUUAAAGAAAAAUGUUGGUAAAAACUCUCCUUAAAGUCUUAAAAAGAGACAGAAGAAAAAGCCUUUCAGGUUAAGGCACAGGAUCUUAAUGUAGUCUGUGUGGAUAGUUUGAAAAAUACUCCUGCACUUUUGGCUCAUCUGUAUACUCCAUAUGUAUCUACAACACCACGCUUGAAUUUUUUCUCCAAGCCAUUGUGGAAAUAAUUUGAUUUAAUGUUACCUGCUGAUUGGAGAUUGACUAAAUGCAAGUUAUUUUCCUUCCAGUACUGAUAUGUGAAGAAUAAAUUACCUAAGUAUUAUGGAAAACUAUUAGAAAAUGUAAACUUGAGGCUUUUUUGUUCAACAGUCGAAUGUUUCAGAGGAAGCCAAGCAGCAGAAAAUUUGAGUUUUAACAGUUAAUUAAUUUUCAUGUAAAAUAUAUUUUUCUUACUCUUUUUUUUUUUUUUCUAAAAGUCGCAUAUUUACCUGAACUGCAUUUUAUUUUUUGCAUGACUGAUUUGUGUGUUUGUUUUGAAGGGGGUUAUGGUUUACUUACAUGAUUUCCCUAAACUUGGCAGCCACUCUGUAACCAACCAUCGUGUUAGUUGACUAAGUUCUGGAGCCUUUUACUUUACAAAGGUUGUUUUACAAUUUUCUUCAUUUGUUUACUGAGAUGUAAUAGUGGAAGAUAUUCAAAUUUUACACGCAUGUUGGUUGCUUCUUAUGUUAUAUAACUUUACGUUUUGUUUGGUUAGAAACAAUUAGAUUGAUUAUUUUAUCUCAGGAAGAUGCGAAGACUCAUUUGGUUUUCUCUUGGUGCAUUUUGUAAAGCUUUUGUUAUAAGACAAAAAAAGUAAUCGAAGAAGUCAUUACUGUACUUCCUCAUGCUUUCACUAGUUGAAUAAUACUAGAGGUGCUACUGUUAGAUGAAAUGUUUUUUUGUUUUUUUUCUCGACAUUGUAAUGCUAAGAGGUUUAAUUGGAUCACAUUAUUGUGAAGUACGAACAGUAACAUGUGGAACAUCACAAAGAUAUGAACUGUGUGUGUAUCAGAAUUCAAUGUUAAGAUGGUUUAUUGCUAUUACCUGGUGUUAAACUACUUUGUUUUUUCUCUUGCUGGAGAGGAUAUUCAGAUGCUUAAGGAAAGCCACCAUAUUAAAAGCUUUUGUUGCUCA
Molecule: messenger RNA, 2793 nt
Organism: Girardinichthys multiradiatus
Lineage: Eukaryota; Metazoa; Chordata; Actinopteri; Cyprinodontiformes; Goodeidae
Gene: sirt7
Product: sirtuin 7
Exons: 10
Coding region: 66-1289 (407 amino acids)
Molecular function (GO): NAD+ binding
Source: RefSeq, a predicted model, not a curated record